CGAGCUGCUGUAGGCUGCUCUCAGGAAACAAUGACGCACAUGGGGGCAGGGUCUCUCACAUAGUACUGAACUGGGAAAAGUUCUUGACUGACGCUCAUCUGAAGACAUUUUCUCUCUAAUCUUCUGCUUGACAGGGACAGUAGAAUGAGAUUUUUCCACAGAAUAAUUUUGGCACUGGCAAUAAUAUGCCUUUUUGGGGACAGAGGACUGGGAGUCCCAUUCAAAGGCAGGUAUAUGCGGGUGAAAUGCAAGCCGGAUGAUAAGUACGCAAACUGUGUCAAAGAAAUGGGCCCCUUGGUGCCACUAUCAGGGCAAAGCUCUCGACUUCCGCCUUCUGCUGCAAAACACAUAUUCCCAGUUAGCACAGAGGAAGCCACUCCUGAGAUGGAGGAGCAGUCAGGAGAGGGUUCAGGUAACUCAGACCCCUUCGCUCCUUUUAUCAGUAUGCAUCAGAAGUUGACAAGAAAAAUAAGAAGUCCAGAGCAAGAAGUCAACAAGAAUGAAGAAGAGGGGUCCACUGAGUUCAGUGGAGACAUUGAUUACUCUGAAUAUAUUACACCUCAGAAAGUAGAUUGGCUUUCUAAAGAGGAUUUGAAAGAGGAAAACAUUAUUGCAUAAAGGGCUACAUUAUAUCUCAUGGGCUUUUUUUUUCUUUUCCUUUUCUUUUUCUUUUUUUGUACAAUGUGAACCACACGGGAUGCUGCUUUUUUGGUCACAGAUAUAAUUGAUAUAUUCUUAAACAGUGACAUGCUCUGCAAAAGUUUAUUGUAUUCCAGUUUGCAUUGUAAGGAUCUACUUUUUCUUUGCUCUUCAACUUUGAAACUUUUAUAUUAUUAUUAUUUUAUUUACUCUUUAUGUCCACAGUGUGACCUAUGAUCUGUAUUAAAACAAUAAUUUAAAUCCAUUUGGAAUGGAAAUAUUACUAAAUUCAGCAGGGGCAACUUAAAUAAAGUGUUUGGAUAGCAAGACGUACAUUUUGUAAAAAUAUUUUUUGCCAUAUUGUAUUUGUAAUAUAUUCUGAACUUUCAAAAAUAAAGAAACAACUUUUGAACUAUAAA
This is a messenger RNA of Cyprinus carpio (common carp), 1058 nucleotides long. RefSeq lists its product as uncharacterized. Lineage: Eukaryota; Metazoa; Chordata; Actinopteri; Cypriniformes; Cyprinidae. The record is from RefSeq and is a predicted model, not a curated record.